AUGUGGUACUCUUCAAUCGCGGCGGUGCUUGUUGGAGCCCUGGCUUGGGUUGCCCAGGCGCAGGAUGACAUGCGACGCAUAUCGCUACGAACACACACGCUCGAACAGCCUUACCUCGACUCGGAUAUGCAGAGCCGUUGGUUCGACUUUGGCGGCGACACGAUUGUGCGCACCGAUUCCUACGUUCGACUUACCUCGGACCGCCCCUCUCAGAGCGGCUGGCUCUUCUCGCGCGUGCCGCUGACGGCCACCAACUGGGAGGUCGAGGUCGAGUUCAAAAUUUCGGGCAAGAAUCAGCUGUUUGGCGACGGCUUCGCUAUGUGGGUGACGCGCCAGCGCGGCGAGAUGGGUCCCAUCUUUGGCAGCAGCGACAAGUUUGACGGGCUGGGCGUGUUUUUCGACACGUAUAAGAACAACCGACCCGGCGUCGUGUUCCCCUACGUCAUGGCGAUGCACAGCGAUGGCAGCAAAUUCUACGACAAGAACAACGACGGCAAGGAUGCGGAGCUGGCAGGCUGCUCAGCGCGCGGUAUCCGCCACGCUUCCAUCCCGACCAAGCUGCGCCUGACGUACUUUCAGGACAAGUACCUGCGGCUCGAGCUGCAGUAUAAGAACGAGGACGAAUGGCAGACGUGCUUCGACGUGGCCCGCCCGCCGCAGCUGCCCAACAUUGCGUACCUCGGUUUCAGCGCCGAAACGGGUGAGCUCAGCGACAAUCAUGACAUUGUCUCGGUCAAGACGUACAACCUGUACGCCAAUCCCGGUCCGCCGGCCACCCCGCAGAACACCGCCAACAACCGUGGUACCCGUAAUGCGUCUAGUGGCUCGCAGAGCGGCGGAUCGUGGACCUGGUUCUUUACCAAGGUGAUUUUCUUCUUUAUUGCCGUCGCUGGUGCGUAUGUCGGCUUCACUGCCUACCGUGCCAAGUUCCGCAGCCAUCGUUUCUAG
This is a messenger RNA of Beauveria bassiana ARSEF 2860, 948 nucleotides long. RefSeq names its product vesicular integral-membrane protein VIP36. The coding region runs from base 1 to 948 and encodes 315 amino acids. Gene Ontology annotation, cellular component: endoplasmic reticulum membrane; Golgi membrane; COPII-coated ER to Golgi transport vesicle. The record is from RefSeq and is a predicted model, not a curated record. Gene Ontology annotation, biological process: Golgi organization; endoplasmic reticulum to Golgi vesicle-mediated transport; endoplasmic reticulum organization. Lineage: Eukaryota; Fungi; Ascomycota; Sordariomycetes; Hypocreales; Cordycipitaceae. Gene Ontology annotation, molecular function: D-mannose binding. The transcript has 4 exons.